CUCACAUGUAGAUUUUUAAAAGAAGUGUGGUCUGUAAAGUAAAAGUUGCAUUAUCUGGUGAAGCAAAUUCGACUUCAAGAGAUUUAUAUUAAAACUAAAUUAUAAACAGAAUUUAAGCAUUGUUCUCCAAUUGAUAUGUGAUAUUGGAUCUUUCAUUGCUACGACAGUCGCCCAUCAGCUGAGAGCUUAAUGAAAUGAAAUGGGGACAACUUUUUGUUAGUCCUGUGGAACUGCACAACCGUCUGUGAUUUCUCUCUCUUCCUUGUAUCUAGUCUAUUGCAAGCUGAGUUGCUUGCUGUAAUCCAUGAACAUGGCACAAACAGAUGUUCUACUUGUCGCUUGUGGUUCCUUUAACCCACCUACAAUUAUGCACCUCAGAAUGUUUGAAAUAGCUCGUGACCAUCUUGAACGACUUGGCCAACUGAAGAUAAUCGGUGGGGUCAUGUCACCAGUUCAUGACGCCUACCAGAAGCAAGAUCUGGUGUCAUCAGAACAUCGCUGCAACAUGCUCAGACUGGCACUUUCCGAUCAUGAUUGGGUGAGGCUCUCUGAGUGGGAGUGCCAACAGUCAGGCUGGACAAGAACUAGACAAGUUUUACAACAUUAUCAGAACCAACUGAAUUCUGCAAUGAAUGCAAAUCAUGAUUCACCCCUGAAACGACAGAGGCAAUGUUCAAACCGGGAUGAAGUAGAUGAUGCCGUGCAAAACUUCAGUAAUUGGAUUCCUAAUCAAUGUGCCUCUUCGGGAAGUGAUAGACCAGUUAAAGUGAUGCUUCUUUGUGGAGCAGAUGUUCUGGAAUCAUUUGCGAAGCCUGGAUUGUGGAAUAUUAAAGAUAUAGAAACAAUUGUUGGGCAACAUGGCCUUGUAGUUAUCACAAGGGAGGGAACCAACCCAUACAGAUUUAUUUAUGAAUCAGAUGUGCUCACAAAACAUAUGGGAAACAUAUUUAUUGUGACAGAGUGGAUUACAAAUGAAGUGAGUUCAACCAAGAUAAGAAGGGCCCACCGAAGGGGAGACAGCAUAAAGUAUUUGGUUCCUGAUUCUGUGAUGCAGUAUAUUCAACAAAACCAACUUUAUCAAGAAGGGGCUAAUUCAACAACAAAUGAAAAUAAGUAUCAACAAAAUUCAGCUGCAGUGGGAAACAGAAACAGCAGUGUGCAUUUUUCACCAAUGGGGAGUAAAUUAAUUGACUCGAGUCCCAAAGGAAGGGUUGUCAAUUUCAAAGUCAAAUCUCAUGAAAACAUUUCCAAAAUGGCUGAAUUUUUGGGCUCAGAGUUUGGCACUUACGGGGAGGGAUCCACAAUGUUAAAGGGACAUGAACUAAUUCUAAAUGAAGAGAAUAUGAAGAAGUCAGCAGUGAAUACACUGAAAGCCAUCUCUAAAUCUUCAAGCCGGGAUUGUUUGGAUGGUCGCAAGGAGCCUAUGAAAUCAAAGCAGAAGAAGAAACCUCCUUGCAAGAGGAAAAAACGAUGCUGAAUCAUUUGACUGUUUUGUCAAAUCGUCAGGAAACUUGAAGCAGCAUAUGAAAUGGAAGCAGAAAGAAAGCAUCGUGUUAGAGGAAGAAAUUGAGCUGAAUCAUAUAACAGUUUAGUCAAAUCAUCAGUUCUAUACUAAACCGGACAUGGAUGCAGUUUGUUGAUAAGGUGUCCUUCAUCACAGAUGCCUGUGCUCUAGCUUUAAGUAACUUUUUUACAUGAAUUGUUUUUAUUUUGUUGUGUAAUUUAAUAGAGAAUUUUACAUUUAUUAAGUAUUUAUAAAUGCAUGUGCCCAGUAGGUCUCAAAAUAUAUGGUUGUAUGAAGGACUCAUUCAGCUUGAAAUCUACUAAUGCUACUUGAUUGUUGAACAAUAAUUGUCUACAUGACACUAGUCUGUAAAUAAUGUUUCAAGCCUCAUGGGAUAAUUCUCACUGUUGGUCCUCUUUUUAUGAGGGUUGUUAAAAUUGAUCAAAUUCAUUUUGAUUUUUGAGUUGUUUUUCCAUUUUAUUUAAAGUAAUAAAAAAAGUUGUAUGAGAAA
Molecule: messenger RNA, 2015 nt
Organism: Thrips palmi
Lineage: Eukaryota; Metazoa; Arthropoda; Insecta; Thysanoptera; Thripidae
Gene: Nmnat
Product: nicotinamide/nicotinic acid mononucleotide adenylyltransferase 1
Exons: 10
Coding region: 305-1477 (390 amino acids)
Biological process (GO): NAD+ biosynthetic process
Molecular function (GO): nicotinate-nucleotide adenylyltransferase activity; nicotinamide-nucleotide adenylyltransferase activity
Source: RefSeq, a predicted model, not a curated record